This is a messenger RNA of Acanthamoeba castellanii str. Neff, 1110 nucleotides long. RefSeq lists its product as uncharacterized. NCBI's taxonomy places the organism in Eukaryota, Discosea, Longamoebia, Acanthamoebidae. The transcript is spliced from 5 exons. Bases 1 to 1110 code for a protein of 369 amino acids. The record is from RefSeq and is a predicted model, not a curated record.
AUGGAGAGCAAGGACCGGAAGAGAACCCGGGAGGAGGAGGAAGAGGUCUCCGUGGAGGAGAAGGAGUUGGAGGGCACCAAGAAGAAGGCCAAGACGGAGGACGUCGAAAAGAGCGAAGCCAACGAAAAGAACGAAGACGAAGACGAAGGCGACGAGGCUGAGGAGAAAGAGAAGGGUCCCCUUCGCGAGCUGCUGCGGCGCACGUGCUGGCUGCCCGAAGUCGCGCCUGCCUAUGACGUCCCGGCCGGCUCCUCCGAAGAUGAUGCCAAAAGAUUGGCCAUCGAGGCGCCUGAGUUCAGGUUCGACCACCGUACCGACCUGACGUGCUUCGGCGGCGUGCGUCCGUGGCUGCGCAAGGACGAAGAGUGGCCGCGCUGCAGCAACAGAGAUUGCACGCACCAGCUGCAGUUCUUCCUACAGGUCGACUUCCGCUUCGCCCCCGACGAGGCCCGCAAACAGUUCGUGGGCGAUGACACCUACGAGCCCUUCUCCAAGGCGGUCCUGCUCCGCUUCGUGCCGCUGCCGCCGGCCGAUCCCACCGCGGGCGCGCCCCGAGCCUUCUCUCCCUCGCCUCGCGCUCCGUCGCCCACUCCCUCGACGCCAACCCCGGUGAAGAAGAACCUGAGCCUGACGGGCCUCGACGAAAAGGUGGAGGACUCGCUGGCGCAUGGGGCGCUGAUGGCCGACGUCGCCGCCAACGAGGACCCCGCGGCGCAGCUGGCCAAGCGGCCGCACGAUGACGUGGCGCGUAACACGGAGAACACCUGCUUCAACGGCCACUUCCCGUUCAAGCGGCUCGUAAGGUGGGUUCCGCGCGACGACUGGCCCGACGCCGACGAGCGCGAAGACGUCGUCGAGGAGCUCGGCCAAGAGGACGACGACGAGGAAGAAUACGAAACCUACUACUCGUGCAAGCUGGGCGGCUGGGCGCCCUGGGUCCAGUCGGUGAGCUACGCGUCCUGUCCGACGUGCGAGGCGGAGAUGAAGAACGUGGUGUUCAACAUCAACGAGGACAACGCAAUCCCGUUCGAUUGGGGCGAUGGCGGCACCGGCCAAAUUCUGCAGUGUCCGACCCACCUCGACGCCCUCUGCUUCACCUGGGCCGUCUAA